Cyprinodon variegatus (sheepshead minnow) is the source of this 2489-nucleotide messenger RNA. RefSeq names its product RNA binding motif protein 47 (gene rbm47). Gene Ontology annotation, molecular function: mRNA binding. The record is from RefSeq and is a predicted model, not a curated record. NCBI's taxonomy places the organism in Eukaryota, Metazoa, Chordata, Actinopteri, Cyprinodontiformes, Cyprinodontidae. The transcript is spliced from 8 exons. Bases 587 to 2431 code for a protein of 614 amino acids. Gene Ontology annotation, cellular component: nucleus.
UUAAGGCACACAGACACACACAUCCAUUCAGGGAGGUUGAGCAGGGGCACAGGAGGAUAGCAUUUCCCAUCCGGAAUGAUUGGAGGGAGGAGGUGUGCAGGGAGUUUGGGCAGUUCUGAUUCUGGUUUGGUGAGUUUCAGGGGCAGGUAUAGUGUGUACACCUUACACACAGCAGCAGAGGCAGGAGGCAAAGAGAAGGAACCAUUGGAAGAUUUCUGGUGAAACAAAAGGGGAGGCAAGCAAGAAACCCUCAAAGAGUUUUUGACGGUGACGAUCCAGGAGCGUCAAGGUUGAGUUUACUCUCAUGAAGCCCUGAUUGGAACAACGCAUAAGGUUUACUGUGAAGGAAGAUAGAUUCCGGUGUCUCAUAGGAUCAAGAAGACAGGAGUUUCCUUGACAGCAAAGCACAAGGUGAGAGACAGACCUGAAGACGGUGCACAGGAGGAGGUUAAGAGAAGGAGAAGAUGAAAAAGUGACAAGUUGGAUCGUUCCUUUCUGAGUGGUGGAAGAAGACUCAACAGCGACACAGUGACUAUACGUCCCAUCACCCUAAAGGCCAAAAAUCUGAUUGGAUGGUUUUCUCAGAAUGACAGCGGAAGAUCCCAUUUCCUCAUCAAACAUGAGCAACAACUCUGCCCCCUCCAAACCCUCCAAACCGUCUGGUGCCUCUCACCAUGCACUCCAAGGACAGAUCACACUCCCAGAGGGAGUUGCAGGAGCUCCCAAUGAGGCCGCUCUGCUGUCUUUGAUGGAACGCACUGGCUACAGCAUGGUCCAAGAAAACGGUCAGCGCAAAUACGGGCCCCCUCCAGGUUGGAGUGGUCCGUCUCCUCCUCGAGGAUGUGAAAUCUUUGUUGGCAAAAUCCCACGAGAUGUUUAUGAGGACGAAUUGGUUCCAGUAUUUGAGUCCGUGGGCCGCAUCUAUGAGAUGCGUUUGAUGAUGGACUUUGAUGGGAAAAACAGAGGGUACGCAUUUGUUAUGUACACAGAAAAACAUGAAGCCAAGAGGGCAGUGCGGGAGCUCAAUAACUAUGAAGUGCGGCCUGGCCGGCUGCUGGGGGUCUGCUCCUCAGUGGACAACUGCCGUCUCUUCAUUGGUGGGAUUCCCAAAACAAAGAAGCGUGAAGAGAUCCUAGAGGAAGUCUCCAAAGUAACAGAGGGUGUAUUAGACGUGAUAGUUUAUGCCAGUGCUGCUGACAAGAUGAAGAACCGUGGCUUUGCCUUUGUUGAGUAUGAAUCACAUCGAGCAGCCGCCAUGGCUCGCAGGAAGUUGAUGCCAGGAAGAAUUCAGCUGUGGGGCCACCAGAUCGCAGUAGACUGGGCUGAGCCAGAGAUUGAUGUAGAUGAAGAUGUGAUGGAGACAGUAAAGAUACUCUACGUUAGGAAUCUAAUGAUGGAGACCAGUGAGGAGGCAAUCAGAAAGAUUUUCAGCCAGUGGAACCCUGGAUGUGUGGAACGUGUAAAGAAAAUCCGUGACUAUGCUUUUGUCCACUUUACAUCCCGAGAUGAUGCUGUUCUGGCCAUGGACCACCUCAAUGGCACAGAGAUUGAAGGGUCCUGCAUCGAAGUGACGCUUGCCAAGCCAGUAGAUAAAGAGCAGUACUCGCGUCAGAAAGCCUCUAAAGGAGGCGCGUCUGCCACACCAGAGGCUACCCAGCAAAACUACGUCUACCAGUGUGACCCCUACACGCUGGCUUACUACGGUUACCCUUACAGCACCCUAAUUGGACCGAACAGGGAAUACUUUGUUAAAGGAUCCACAAUGAUACAGAACAAUGCAGGUACUGUGCGAGGGCGUGGUCGUGCUGCUGCAGGUAAUCGUACCCCUGGACCUCGAGGGUCUUACCUAGGGGGUUAUUCUGCCGGUCGUGGCAUCUACAGUCGCUACCAUGAGGGCAAGACCAAGCAGUCCGAAAAGCCCUAUGAACUGAUGUCCAGUCUGGAGCUUGCUGCCUCCGUCAACCCAGUUGGCAUCAAACCAGGCACAAUGGCAUUGCCAGGUCUGGGUGCCCAGUACCAAGUGUUCAGCGCUGCUCCUACAGCCAAAGUGAUGGAGGAGGGAAAAGUGCACACAGUGGAGCAUCUUAUGAACCCUCUGACCAUGCAGCACCCUGAACACAGCGCUCCCACUGCUGCUGCUGCCACCGUCCUGCCUGCAGUGUCCACUCCUCCACCCUUCCAGGGCCGUCCAAUCACUCCCGUCUAUGCCAUGCCCCACAACGUCCAGCGCAUCCCAGCAGCCACCAGUCUAUAUGGAGGGUAUGUUCCCAUUGCCAACUACGCUGCCAACACAGCCGCUCUGGCCGCCCUGCAGAAAAAUGCCGCCAUGGCAGCCACGGCGUAUGGAGGUUACGCCAGCUACGCUGUACCCCAAGCCUUUCCUGCUGCUGCCUUCCCACUGCCCAUCCACGACAUCUACCAGUCGUACUGAUGUUUAGGCUCAGAUCGAGUCAUCUGGUGACUGAAUCUCUACAGCGUUUGCCUGCAAU